Polyodon spathula (Mississippi paddlefish) is the source of this 5294-nucleotide messenger RNA. Its product is annotated as trichohyalin-like. The transcript has 30 exons. The record is from RefSeq and is a predicted model, not a curated record. Bases 384 to 5186 code for a protein of 1600 amino acids. NCBI's taxonomy places the organism in Eukaryota, Metazoa, Chordata, Actinopteri, Acipenseriformes, Polyodontidae.
AUGUUUAUCAGUACACUAUCUUUAUAACCAGCCUUUGCUGUGAAACCCAAGCGGGGCAGGUAAUGUUGAUGACGCCCCAGUUUUAGUUGUAAACAUGCAGCCCUGGCGCUCGAACUCCCGCCUCACAUUUCUGCACUGCACCCUUGUUCACAACUGCUGCUGCUGCAUCCGCCAAUCAUGAAAAGCAGACACUUCCGGCGUACAUGGUUGCUGAGCGACUGAAGAUCUCCGGCGUUUGGUGGUUGCUAAGCGACCUGAGCCGGGGUUUGUCAAUCACGUUUUUUUUUACGAACGGAACGUGCAGGAGUUGUUGCAGACACAUGAGAAACUGGAGGUUAACUCAAGAUUGCAGUUAAGAAUUAGUUUUUGAAAAAAAAAAAGUCAUGGCAGACAGUGAUUGUGAGGGCGCUGACCUUGGUCUGGAAGAUGCAGAUGGGCAGUUCCAUUCAGACCUGGAUGAAGAGCAUCAGUCAUCCAGCUCCAGCACAACUGUACGGCCAAGAGACCACUGUGACUGUCUUCUGGAUGCCAUUGAUGCCCAGCUCAGUGAAAUGCAGGCUCCAAGCCCCAGUGGACGAGGGAUUGCUGAGGGUAUUUCCUAUAAAUGUAAAGCAGAGACUUCAAGAACAGAACAUGAAGAACCGAGGCUGUGCUCCACAACCCAGAAUAAAGAAGCUUGUCAGUUUGAACAGAGCCAGCAGGAAGGAGGAGACUCCAAAAAGGAACAAUACAAAUGGAGACUGAAGCAGCUUCUGGGAAGCGAACAGACAGAUGCCCCAGGGUACCAGAGUGACUUAAAUACUACAGAGAGUGUCUGCACUGAGGAUUUUAUUACCAAGUUCAAAGAAGGGAUGGUAGACCCCCAGUCAGACUUCAGCGGGGAGUUGAGCAGUGACGAUGGGACCCCUGGAUGUUCCCCUUCUGGCAAACGCUCUUCAAAAAUAACAAGCAAAGAAAGUGUCGUGAAACCAGAGUCUUUUCUGAGUAUAAGCAAGGCCAGCACCGCAGAAAGAGAGGCCGACAAUGAAAUUGUCGUGAUAAACACUGCAAGGAGACUGGAUAUCGUCCAGCAGUUUAAGCAGGAUUUAGAAAGCGAUCUUCAAGGGACUGUUAUGGACGUUGAGGAGACACCAGGUACAGGUCUUCUAUCAAGAAACCGGAGAGACAGCUUGGAGUCUCUUGGUGGCCGGAUCUCUAGGCUUAGCCAGAGCAACAUUACGGAUUCUCUGAGCAUUCUUGGGAAGGAGAGGAGUGUCGUCCAUAGCAGUAAUCCUGUAGGAUUGUUCAGAGAAGGUGGUAGUCCAUCUGUUAUUGUCUCCCAAAAGGACAAUGUGAAAGAGCCUCCUUGUUUGUUGAUAGGAAUGAAUGAAGAGAACAUCCAACAGGAAAGUUGUGGACCUCUAGCCCUUGAAGAGAUGUUUCCCAGCUGUGAGAGAUCUUCAGUAAGAGGCAACGGGGAGCGUAGGUUGGGCCAAGAGAACUUUGCCAAUGGAAUAAACCUAUAUGGUUCCACUUAUGUUUCUCAGUCAUCCACUUGUUCAGAUGUGUCUGUCUCUAUGUCUAAGGAAAAAGAUGCAUUGUCAAAAGAUAAGUGUCCUUCUCCAGUCAGACUCUCCAGUGGGAAGGAGAACACUUCAUGCGUACGAGAAGUGAAUGGAAGUGACCCAGAAGAAAGAAAUGGAAACUUAUAUCAGCCAGAAAGGAAAGGGGUGCAUCAACAUGAAUUUGGUGUGGUGUCCCUUUCCUCUUUCCAGCAACAGACUAUAAGCAGAUCAGAAAGCUGUCCUUAUAUUCGUGGAUCUUCCUACAGACUUGAAGCAGCUAACUUAUUACCUGGGUCAAACCACCAUACAACCACUUCGGGGUCAAGGCACAUUCGAAGCAGCAGCCUAAGCAUUAGAUCCUCAGCAGCUAAAGGACAGUUUAAUAGCCAUUGUCCAUCUAGCCCCAGUUCAGACAGGAAGAUCAUAAUAUCACAUAGAGCAACAGCUGGAAUAAACCAAAAAAACUAUGAGAACUUUGGCUCCGAGUCCAGCCUGAAUACCAUUGGCACAGAAGAGUAUGUGGACUCAUUUCAGACUGUGGCAGUCAAGCAUGUUGCUGGGGUUCCUGUAAAGAGUUUUGAUGAAGUGACCAUAGACAGCGAUCUGGAUUCAGUGAAAACAGAUAGAGUCCGGAAGCACUUUCAGAAAGCACUCAGUACCAGAAAUGGCUUUGUAUCUGCUAAGAUUGCUGCUCCAGAUGACCUCUACUCAGACCACAGUGAUCUUGACACGGCUAAACUGCAGCAGAUUGAGCGCACGUUCCAUGACAUUCUGCGCAGAAAGAAAAGCUCUGCUCAGGGUUUGAAGAGUGUAUCUGUGGCUGCUCCGUUCGGAUGUCGCUCCACUAAAAGAUCCCGAAGCCCCAGGAAGGAUGCGUGCAGGUUCGAGAGCUCUGAUAGGAUGGUGACUGACGAGGAGGAGGAGGAGAGUUUAGAGCAGCGCUUCAUGGAGAGCAGUGCAGAGUGGAGGACCAGCAGCCCAGUGAAGUGGAACUCGUGUCCCAAGAGAGGCGGAGAACUGGCCUGGGGGCGGGGCCUGGGCUCGGAGAUCAGCGAGGCACACCGGCGUUCUUCCCAUUUGUUGGACUCGGAUCGGCAGAUCUUAGAAGAAUCUGUUUCCAGGCUGCGUCGGGAUCUUGCUGUGGAGGAGGAGAGAUUGUCACACAGGAAGGCCCAGGUGCAAGAGACAGAGCAUUCGCUGACUGAGGCUCUUCAGAAAAAAAAGCAUGCAGUUCAGGAGCUGGAGUCGGUGAAGUGCGCAGUUGAGAAGAGCCAGAAGGAAGCAAGAGGGCUGGAGACCCGGGUCAGAGACAGCAAGAGCCAGGCAGAGGAGACGAGGGCAGAGCUGGCAGUGCUGGAGUACAAGCGGGACUCGUGUCUGCAGGAAGUGCAGAGUCUAGAGGAGGAACUGAGCGUGCUCAGAAGACAGUGCUCCGCCACAUACAACAGCCAGCAGAGCACCCUACAGAACCAAGUGUCGUCUCUGAAUGCGGAGCGUGAGGAGCUCAGGGCUCGGCUGAGGCUCAAGGAGGGCGGUCUGUCUGUCCUGGAGAGGCAAGAGCUGGAGCGGCAACUGAGCUGCGCCAGGAGCGAGCUGUUCACAGAGCAACGUAGCGCCCAGAACAAGAUCAGCCUGCUGCAGGAGCAGCUGGAGGACUGCCAGGUGGAGCUGGAGGAGCGGGCAGCCCAGGAGGCUUUGCUGCAGGAGAGGAGCGGGAGACUGGAGCAGCAGCUGAGAGAGAUGAACAGGAGGCAGGAGGAGCAGGCAGAGAAGCUGGCCCUGCAGAGCAGUGAGGCGAGCCAGGCCUUGGGCAGGCAGGUACAGGAGGCAUCGGUCCAGCUCCUGGAGAAGGACGGGAAGAUCUCGGCACUGGAGCGCAUCCUGUCUGAGAAGGAACUAGAGCUGCUGAGGCUGAGGGAGGGCCAGGCCGCCCUGCAGGCCGAGCAAGAGGCCCUGGUCACAACCAGAGAGACCCUGACACAGGAACACCAGAGCCAGCUGCAGCAGCUCCACCGUGACAAGCAGCUGGAGGAGGAGCAAGCGAAACAACAAUUGAAAGAGGAACUGGAUUUAAUCAAACAGCAAGAAAUCCAGCAGGUUAGGGACCAAGCAUUGGAGGACAAACUGGAGGCUGUAAAGCACCAAGCACUUUCCUUCACACUGGAGAUGGAGAAACUCACCCUGAAAAUCCAGUUAAAAGAUGAAGAAACUAUGAAGCUGAAGGAAGCAUUCAAGCAGCAAGAGGAGUCCACAAGGAAGCUAGCUGAGGACCUCAAACUGGAAGCCAAAGAGAUGGUGCAGGGGGCUUUGCUCCGGGAACACAGGAAAUGGGAAACAGAGAAGACAGAGGAGCUCCAGAGGCAGCGUGGGAUACUGGAGGAGGAGAGCAGGAGAGCCAUGCACACCAUCAAGGAGGACCUGGAGAAUGAAAGGAGGAAAGCACUCCCCCUGCAGAAUAAAAUUAUCGAGCUGCAAACUAGAGUGCAGGAGCUGGAGUUUGAGAGCAGAGCCCUGCAGAGAGAGAAGCAGGAGGCUGUCAGUGAGGUGCGGAGCUCUCUCAGGGAGGAGAAACAGGAGGAGAUACUCCGAGUCAGGGAGGAGAUGGACCAGGUGAAGGCCCGUGAGGUGGAGAGGCUCAGGCUGAGGCUGGAGCAGGAGGAGGCAGAGGUGCAGAGGCUCAGGGCUGGCCUGGACAAGGCAGCGUGGAGGGAGAAGGAGCUGCAGACACAGGCCGAGCGACUGGAGAGGGGAGCAGUGCUGGACCUCAGCCUGGUGUGCGACCGCAUCCAGGACUUCAUACAUAGCACAAGGGAGCAAAAAGCCGGAGCCAGCCCAGCACACCAGAGACCCAGCAGCCCCUCUCGUCUGUCCCUUCCCCAAGCUGUGCAGGCCCUGCGCGGGGCUUGUGAGGAGCAGCAGCAGCACAUCCUGGAGCUGCACCAGGAGCUGGACACACAGAGACGCACCGUCCUGCACAUCCAGCAAGACAAGGAUCGGGAGCUGAAGCAACAGCGUGAGGAGCUGUAUCUGGAAAAGGAGGCGGCGGUGGAGGCCAUCAAGGAGCGCCUCAUCCAGGAGCACAUCGAGGAGAUCAGUAAGUUGCAGCGCCCCCUGCUGAAAGACUCCGGGGGCAGCGAGUGCCAGUCUCUCCGCCAGCAGCUCCGUGAGAAGGACAGCGAGCUGAGAGCCAUCCAGAGGAACAUGACCCACUGGAAGGACGAGACCGCCGCCAAGCUGGCCGCCAAGUUUGAGGAGGAACUCAACUCUGAGCUUGAGAAAUGCAAGUCUGAUUUGUUAAAGCAAAGACGGAUGUCCAAGAACAAACCUGAUCACCAAAGAAAAAUAGAAAAGCUGGAAUCAGAAAUGAGAAGAUUAUCAAUGGAGAGGUGUGAGACUGCUCCCCUGUGCUCAGCCUCCACCCCUUCCCUGAGCACAGCACCCCCUACUGGGCCCCAGGACUUCAGCACACUGAAACUGCUCCGGCACCUGCAGAGUCGUGUGAAGCAGCUGCGUGCUGAGAACAGCAUCUACCACCCAGGGAGCCUCGACGACAUGGCCGGCUCCUACCGGGAAACAAUUCGUAUGAUGCCGGAAAGGCUGCCAACAAGAUUCAAAUCCAGUACCAGAAAACCACUCCUCUGAAGGGUCGUUCCUCUCUGUUACAGUUCACACUUUAUAUACCUCCAUCCAGUCCACAACGACACAGACCAGCUCUAAUUGCGAAAGAGCUUUAAAAGAUUUCGCUGUACA